Molecule: messenger RNA, 2128 nt
Organism: Exophiala oligosperma
Lineage: Eukaryota; Fungi; Ascomycota; Eurotiomycetes; Chaetothyriales; Herpotrichiellaceae
Exons: 2
Coding region: 293-1729 (478 amino acids)
Biological process (GO): tetrahydrofolylpolyglutamate biosynthetic process
Cellular component (GO): cytoplasm; mitochondrion; cytosol
Molecular function (GO): tetrahydrofolylpolyglutamate synthase activity; ATP binding
Source: RefSeq, a predicted model, not a curated record
GCAGCCUCACUGCUGGGCGGUGACAAGUCUAACAAGUCCUGCUUGCCCCAGCUAGCAUGUUUGAUUUAUGAUGCGGAGAUGGACCUGGGGGACACGAACAUAUCUUCACCCUCGGAGUCGCACUUUUGCGACCACAUCUGCGACCAUGGCCAGGACAUACGCAGUAUGUACCGCGACCGAAAACUCGUCGCAUUGAUGUUGAUUGACUCGUCUCUAGGACGCUGUAGCGUCGCUGAAUACCCUGCAAAGCAACUUUGCCAUCGUUGAUGCAAUCCGAAAGUCUGGGCGAAAGAUGAACGAGCAAGCCAUCCCCGAGAUGAUCGAGUGGCUGCGAAGAAUCGGGUACCAACCUUCUGACCUCAAUACACUUAGAGCGCUCCACAUAGCUGGGACCAAAGGGAAAGGGUCUACAUCCGCCUUCGUUUCCUCAAUCCUCACGCAAUUCGUUGGGGUAGAGGGAUCACCUUCUCUGUCAAAAGUUGGCUUGUACACUUCACCACAUCUUCGCUUCGUGCGAGAAAGAAUACAGAUCAAUGGAGAGCCCUUGUCGGAACAUCAGUUCGCAAAGUACUUUUAUGAAGUAUGGGACAGGCUCGAAGCGGCUGCACAAGCAGCAGGUGAAGACCCAGCUUCACCAGCAGCAAAGCCGGUCUACUUCAGAUUCCUGACUUUGAUGGCUUUCCACACAUAUGUGAGCGAAAAGGUCGAUGCUGCCGUUAUCGAAUGCGGAAUCGGUGGCGCAUACGACAGCACAAACAUCAUCGAGACUCCCGUAGUAACUGGAAUCACCAGUUUGGGGAUCGACCACGUCGCCGUGCUUGGCUCCACGAUAGGAGAAAUCGCAUGGCACAAGGCUGGCAUCAUGAAACCGGGUGUGAAGUGUUUCACGGUCAGUAGCCAGUUGCCCGACGCGAAGAAUGUCCUUGAGCAGGUAGCCCACGAGAAGGGCAGUCAGCUUGAAUACGUUGAAGUUGAUCCUGCAAUCGCCAGUGGCGAGACGAUCCUUGGACUCAAAGCGGACUUUCAGAAAAUCAAUGCAAGCCUAGCCGUCGCAGUUGCUAAGGAAUGGCUGCAGAAACAAGGGUUCGCCGAGGGUGAUAGCCUUGAGCAAAGGGUUAAGCUUGGUCUGGAAAGAGUCCAUCUGGCAGGUCGGUGCGACACACGUCAUGAGCCAGGAAUACGAUGGUGUAUUGAUGGAGGGCAUACCCUUGAAAGCAUCGAGCUUGCUGGGAAAUGGUUUGCCUCUCAGCUCGCAACUCUCGGCUCUGAUGGUGUGCAGCAGGGAUCUCUUCCGCAACCUCGCUUCUUGAUCUUUAAUCAACAGACUCGCGAUGCUGAUGCCUUAGCCAAGGCGCUUUUCGAUACCCUCUCUACAGCCCUCGAAGAUGUUCACCCUUUUACUCAUGCAGUCUUUUGUACAAACACUACCUUCAAAGAGACGGGCUUCCGACCUGAUCUCGUCUCUGUCAACACAAACGCAUCAGACGUUACUGCGCUUAAAGUUCAAAAUCAUCUCGCGGAGACCUGGGAGCAUCUUGACCCCAGCACGCAUGUGGAUGUCGUACCCACGAUCGAGGAAGCUGUGUCCUUGGUGAGAAAUUUUGCUGCGACUCAGAAAACUCUUGAGCAAGGCAACAAGAACCACGUCACUGCCCUGGUCACAGGAAGUCUUCACCUUGUCGGCGGCUUCCUUGAAGUCUUCGAAAGCACCAGUAAUAACACGACCUAAUUGCUUCACUUUACUAUUCACUUUCUGAAUCAUCAACUGAUGGACAUGAAAUUCAAGAUAUAGACUUCAAAAGUAUACGCCCUCAUCGGCUAUUGAAAGCUAAAUUUAAGACCUAUUCAUCUCUCUGUCUUUAUGUAUAUACGAUGCAAGCUAUGGCUCACGGUAAAAAACACCGUUUCCAAGGAGUACGAAUCAUGUAUCCAUCCCUUCCGUCGCGCGUUAAAUCACAACCCGAGUCGUUACCUCCUCUCCCCUCAAAUUUAACAGCAAUGUCGUCUUAUUAUCGAGUCUAGCGAAGAAGAACAACAUAUAUUGGCAUACUGAUGGGGAUAGACUCUAUCGCAAUGGCGCAGACUUCUGUCUAGCACGAAUUUUCAUGGAGGACAGGGCACAGGGAGA